This is a messenger RNA of Ziziphus jujuba (common jujube), 1550 nucleotides long. RefSeq names its product protein ENHANCED PSEUDOMONAS SUSCEPTIBILITY 1. The coding region runs from base 40 to 1425 and encodes 461 amino acids. The transcript has a single exon. Lineage: Eukaryota; Viridiplantae; Streptophyta; Magnoliopsida; Rosales; Rhamnaceae. The record is from RefSeq and is a predicted model, not a curated record.
UGUUACAGGAAGAAAACAGACUGAAUCAGCAUCAUCAAUAUGACAUUGAAAAACAUCCGCAUCAUCUCUACCGCCACAAUUCUACCCAGAAAUCAUCAUCAAAAUGAGUUUGCUCAAAGAAUGGAGCUAACUCCAUGGGAUCUGCAACUCCUCUUGGUUAAUCCUACCCAAAGAGGUCUUCUCUUUCACAAACCCAACAACUCCGGCUUCAUACAACACCUCGAAGCCACCCUCUCCAAAACAUUAGAUAUUUUCUAUCCUCUUGCUGGUCGGCUUUCUUUGAUUCAAAACGACGACAACACCUCUUCCUUUUUUCUUCACUGCAAUGGCGAAGGGGUCGACUUUGUCCAUGCAGUUGUUGAUGAUGGAAUCACGGUGACUGAUAUUCUCAACCCCCUCAAUGUUCCUCACCAUAUACUCCACUCUCUUUUUCCAUUGAAUGGAAUCCUUAAUCUCCAUGGAAUUUCCAAACCAUUGCUUGCAGUGCAAGUCACUGAGCUCGAAGAUGGAAUCUUCAUAGCUUGCACGAUGAACCACUCGGUUGCAGAUGGCACAUCGUUCUGGAAUUUCUUCAACACUUGGUCUCAAAUCUCUCGUGCCGGUGUCGACGAUGAUGACGACGACGUCGUUUUCAAACAAUUUGAAGUUUCACAAGUUACCCCUCCUCUUGUUUUUGACCGUCAGUUUCUCGAAGGCGUUGUUGAACUCCCUGUUCGGAUUCCUUUCUCCAACGACCAAAUCCGUACUCUUAUGGUGAUGAGGUCUACUGAUCAACCGGCAUUGGAACACAGAAUGUUUCAUUUUUCCAAAGAGAGAAUUGCAGAGCUAAAAGCAAAAGCAAACGCAGAGAUGGGGAGUGAUAAGAUCUCGUCUCUUCAAGCACUCUUGGGCCAUCUCUGGGUAUCGGUGACCCGAAACCGCAAUCUUAACGCCGAUCAAGAGGUUGUUUACAUGAUUAUGUUAGGCCUGAGAAAUCGAAUAGAACCGAAAUUGCCAGAGCAGUAUCUGGGAAACUGUGCUACGGCUGGAGUUGUGAAGACCACUGCAGGAGAGUUGCUAAAGAAAGGAUCAGGAUGGGCUGCGUCGCAGAUAAACAAGAUGAUUGCUUCGCAGACAUCGGCGGAGGCAAAGAAAAGAUUGGAGGGUUGGGCAAAAAACCCUAUACUAGUCAGCGCUGGGCAAGUAAUAGAGACUGUAAAAGUGGUUUUUACUGGUAGCUCACAUAGAUUCGAUGUCUAUGGUAAUGACUUUGGUUGGGGAAGACCAAUUGCUGUUCGAACUGGUCCUGGAAAUGCGUCAGAUGGGAAGUUGACUGUGUUUGCUGGAGCUGAAGAAGGAACUAUUGAUUUUGAAGCUUGUUUCUUGCCUGAGACAACGCAGGCUAUGGCGGAUGAUGCAGAGUUCAUGAAGACUGUGGAUGUGUGAUCGAGCUCUUUUUAUUUUUAGAGGAUGUAAUUUGUUUCCAAAAAAAAAAAUGCAGUAGAUAAUUUGUGUUUUAAGCCGCUAAACAAAUAAGAAAUAUAUGUAUAUAAGCCACUUAAUUUUCUUGU